CGUGCAUACAUGCUCAUUGCUCACCAAGGGCAAGGGAGGAGGAGAGGACACACAGCAGUAGCGGCGAAAUGGCGGCGAUGAUGAUGGAUAGUACCGCGGAGAAAGACCUCGCCGGCGACGGCGCUGCGGUGAGCGGGCACGGGCAGGACUUGGAGCGGUCUUGCCAUGACCAGGAGCCCGCCGCUGCAGAUGGUGCGAGCAGCAGAGGCCUAGCCAUCGGGCGUUUCGUACGGGAGCUGAUGGUGGAGGGCGUGGCGUCGUUCCUGCUGGUGUUCUGGUCCGCGGUGGCGGCGCUGAUGCAGGAGAUGCACGGCACGCUGACGUUCCCCAUGGUGUGCCUCGUCGUCGCGCUCACCGUCGUCUUCGUGCUCUGCUGGCUCGGCCCCGCGCACUUCAACCCCGCCGUCACCGUCACCUUCACCGUAUUCGGCUACCUCUCCUGGACCAAGCUGCCGUUCUACGUGGCGGCGCAGCUGGCAGGCUCGUUGCUCGCCUGCCUGUCAGCGAACGGCGUCAUGGAGCCGCGGGCGGAGCACUUCUACGGGACCGUCCCCAUGGCCGGCGGCGACACGAGGCUGCCGUUCCUGCUGGAGCUGGUCGCCUCCGCGCUGCUCAUGGUCGUCAUCGCCACCGCUGCCAGAGGCUCCGUACGUCUGUCCUUAUCAUCCUUUCUCUCAGUUAACUUGUUGCGUCCAUCGCGUCGCGUGCUCAUAAUGUUUUGGCUGAUGGCAAACGCAGAAUCAGACAGCAGGAGGGCUGGCCAUCGGCGCCGCCGUCGGCGCCCUGGGCCUCGUCAUCGGGUAAUAAAAAGAAGAAAAAAAUAUAUAAAAGACGAUAAACUUUCAGUUUGUUUGUUCACAGAUCAAAAGUGCAAGUGUCACACGUACACUGCCGCUGUAUUAACAAGUUAUUGUACGUACGAGUUGUGCAUCCGAUCCAUCCAGGCCGGUGUCCGGAGGCUCGAUGAACCCGAUCAGGACCCUGGGCCCGGCCAUCGUGCUCGGCAGGUACACCUCCGUCUGGAUCUAUCUCGUCGCGCCCGUCGCCGGGAUGCUCAUCGGCGCCCUCUGCAACCGCCUCGUCAGGCGCUCCGACGCCAUCAUCGCCUUCCUCUGCGGCGCCAAGCCCAGAGUGGUGGCGCCAGGCCAGAACCGCGCCGCGCGCCGUUGGAGCACUUGCGUCUCCGCGCUACUAGCAGGCUAGCCGUCGGGCGCCGCCAUCGUGGCCUGCUUGUUGUAACAGUUAUGAGUCAAACCACUCUUUUGUGAUACACGCUAACACGCCUACACCCAACGUUUCGAAUUAAAACUGGCUUUUUAGAUUACUGCAGUUAUAAUUUAUAUAGAUAAAAAUACUGUAGAAUUAAUAGAAGACAGUAUAUAUUAAAAUCAAACAAACAUGCCAUCAAUCUGACUCAAACUGAAGAAAAUACUACCAGUUUUUUGCUCCUGCAAUAGAACGUCGCGUAAUUAAUUUGGAUUAUGUU
Molecule: messenger RNA, 1486 nt
Organism: Zea mays
Lineage: Eukaryota; Viridiplantae; Streptophyta; Magnoliopsida; Poales; Poaceae
Exons: 3
Coding region: 69-1268 (399 amino acids)
Biological process (GO): transmembrane transport
Cellular component (GO): membrane
Molecular function (GO): channel activity
Source: RefSeq, a predicted model, not a curated record